GGGAGCUAGAGGAACCUUCCACAAACGAAAGUGAGGGUUGGGAAGCAAAGUUUCCUGCUUUGCAGCCCGUGGGUGGAACGCAGCGUAUUAUGUGCGUUCCAUUCGCAGGUUCCAAAGGAUCAGAAAACUGCAAGGUGCAAGACUUGAGCCUGUUUGACGCACAUACUAACUUAUUUGUACUCAAAGCACCGAGUAUUUUUAUUGGCCCGUGUCAGUUUGGCAGAUGAUCUUUUAUUCAGCCCAGGAGGUAGAAGUGAGAGUCAGUAGAGGGAGCGAGACGUGUGUUUCCUGUGGCGGUGAUCACUUCCUGUCUUCAAUGAAACGAAGGAAGCACCUUACAGAGUGGGAAUGCCAGGAUCUAGCACAAAGCUAUGAAGGCUCAUCACCACUCACCCAGCCAUUCAGCCACAGACAAACCAGUAGGGAUUUAAACCUGGGCCUUUAUCCCUGGACCAAAAACGAGAGACGUGCCAGAGGUCAAACAAGGGGUAGCGUUACACACAAAGACUGUAUCAACAGAAGUCGGACACCUGUGACUGAAAUGAAUGCUGAAGAACUACCAGAUGACGUUCUCGAUCAGAUAGAUGAUCCUGCAAUGCUUUGUGAGGAUGAGGAGAAUGCUGUUUCACCAAAACUAUCUUCAAACAGAAAGCGGACUUUUACAUUAAUGCAGAGUCAGAGCCAAAAUUCACAGUCUUGCUAUUCAGAUACAAAUGAAAUCACACCCUCUUCAAGCAGUUUCUUAGAAGAUGAUGAUGAUGAUGAUAAUGAUGAUGAAGAGAUGGUUUGCCUUCUUGAUUUGCUUCCAAGUUCUCACUAUGGACUACUGGGAGUAACUGACCAAGACAACAAAUCUUGGGGGCAUAUUAAUCAAUUUCCAAGGGAACUCCUCCAGUGUAUAUUUAGUUUUCUUCCUAUUGUGGACCUCUAUAAGAACGUGAGCUUUGUGUGCAACCAGUGGAGGACUUUGGUUAAUGAUCCACUGUUCAUUCCAUGGAAAAAGCUUUAUCACCAGUAUCUUGUAAAAAAUAAGGAAGCUAUGGUUAAAGUUGAAAAUAUUCUCAAGAACAAUGGAAUAAUCAAAGAAGAUGAGUUUUGUGUCCUGAAUCUAAUAAGGUACUUUACUAAUCUCAGAAGUUCCCGAACUGCAGAUCAGAAAGCGAUAAUGGCACGUCUAAGGUACCAUCAUUUAUAUCCAUUGGCUGCAGCAUGUAUAACCAACAGGUUGCCUGAGCUGGGGGAUACAGAUGAGACUAUAAACCCUUGGGCUGUGUUUGCAGUGAUUGUUCUUCUGUCUGGCACAGUUAGUGACAUCCAGAAGUUAAAAAGGUGUGUGUUGGAAUCUACAGUCAGAUUUACUGAAAUCACAGAAGCAUUGUAUUGCCUGGCGACACUUCUUAAUGCCAUGAGACAAGAGAAUAUCCUUAUAAGUAACAGGAUUCACUACAAUGUUGUAUAUUGCUUAUAUCUUCAAGAAAAUAGCAGUGUUCAAACAAAAACAUUUCCUUUCAGUUUCAAAUCUGAGCAGAGACCAACCUUAAAUCUAACCAACGAGCAAAAGCAAAUAAUUAACCAUGACAUUGCUCCUGGGCAGGUUGUGAAAAUCAUGGCUUUUGCAGGUACUGGAAAAACAUCAACCCUAAUCAAGUAUGCGGAGAGCAGACCUCAUCUUCGAUUUUUAUAUGCCACAUUCAACAGUUCUAUUGCAAAACAUGCUGCUUCACUUUUUCCCGGGAAUGUGAAGUGCAAGACUUUCCAUUCUUUGGCCUUUGCACAGACUGGUGUAUUGUAUAAAGAUAGAAAUAAAAUAAACUACUCCAAGCUGACGCCAUUUUCAGUCAACUUUGUUCUGCCUGAAAAAAAAGCUGGAUUUAUCAGGGCAAAGCUUGUUGUGAAGACUCUUGAAUCAUUCUUCUCUUCUGCUGAUGAGAAUAUAGAUGUAGAGCAUGUUCCUAUCUGGUGCAAGGAUACUCGUGGAAAUCAAGCUCUGGUAACAGAAGAAGAAAAACUGUUUACUGUAAGGGAAGCCUCUAAGAUAUGGAGAGAGAUGAAACUCCUUAAGGAAACCAGACAGUUUGCUUAUAAAAUGACGCCUGAUGGAUACCUGAAACUUUGGCAGUUACGUAGGCCCCACCUCACAGAUUAUGAUGCAAUUUUUGUUGAUGAAGCUCAAGAUUGCACACCAGCCAUAAUGGAAAUUGUACUUUCUCAGCCCUGUGGGAAGAUUUUUGUUGGUGACCCUCAUCAGCAGAUUUAUACAUUUCGUGGAGCUGUCAAUGCUCUUUGUGAAGUUCCACACACUCAUAUCUUCUACCUCACUCAGAGCUUUCGGUUUGGUGCAGAAAUUGCUUAUGUCGGUGCCACUAUUCUUGAUGCCUUCAAGAAAGUGCAAAAUAAAACUCUAGUUGGAGGUUAUCAGAAAGGCACCAUUAAUGGCCAAUGCCAAGAACAGCCUGCUAUUCUAUGCCGCACAAAUUCCUGUGUCUUUGAUGAAGCUGUUCGAGUGACUGAAGGAGAAAAACCUGCACAAAUCCAUAUUAUAGGGGGACCCAACAAUUUUGGAUUGAGUAAAAUUUUAGAUAUCUGGAUCCUGCUUCAGCCUGAGUCAGAACGAGAGAGAAAACAACUGUUUAUACAAGAUUCGUACAUAAGGAUGUGGGCAAAGAAGGGAGGGUUUUCCGCUUUAAAAUUGUAUGCAGUAAGUUCAGAAGACAAAGAAUUGGAGGCUAAAAUCUCUGUCGUUGAGAAAUAUAGAAACAGAGUCCCUGAGCUUGUGAACAGGAUUAAAAGCUGCCAUACAGAUGAUGAAAAGAAGGCAGAUUUUAUUUUGGGAACAGUACAUAAAGCCAAAGGGAUGGAGUUUGAGACUGUGCAAGUCACAGAUGACUUUUUUAAAAUCCCUACUGCAAGACACAACCUGGAGAGACUAAAUAUUAAUAUCACAAAUUGCGCAUCAGGGGAAGAUGAAUGGAAUUUGUUGUAUGUUGCAAUAACCAGAGCAAAGAAAAACCUCAUAAUGACCAAAUCUAUUGAGAAUAUCAUGACCUUAACUGGGGAGUACUUUCUGAGAGCAGAACUGAGCAGCCUGGUCUUUAAGGAUGGUCCAAUACAAUGUGCUCUUAGACACUGCAACAAUAGUCUUCUUGAAGAUGCUGUCUUGACACUGAAGAAAUCCCCAAUCAUUUAUGGUGACAAAUCUGAAGACAAAGGAGGAUAUAUCUGCCAUUCUUGUGCCCAACAGCGGAUUGGACCACUCAUUUCCUUGAUGGCUUGUCCAGAACGGGUAAAAUCCAUGACCCAUAGUGUGGAAAAUGUGAUACUUCCCAGAAACUUUCAGUUGCUUUUAGAAGCUUUUUAAGAAAAUAACAAAGGAAAACCAAUCAUUUUCUUGUUUAGCUUAAUCUCCAGAAAAGUGCAAUAAGAUAUAAACCGCAUGCAGUGUUUUACAUGACUUAACAGACCAGGAAUGGCCAUUUAUACAAGAUUUUACACAAUCAGCAUGGAAUUCUCUUUUUACAAAUA
Xenopus laevis (African clawed frog) is the source of this 3522-nucleotide messenger RNA. It is a transcript of the gene fbh1.L, whose product is annotated as F-box DNA helicase 1 L homeolog. The transcript has 22 exons. Lineage: Eukaryota; Metazoa; Chordata; Amphibia; Anura; Pipidae. Bases 224 to 3358 code for a protein of 1044 amino acids. The record is from RefSeq and is a predicted model, not a curated record.